CUUGUUCUUCCGGGAAAAUGGCGGCUCCCGCUCGUGCCCCGGAGUCCCCGCCGGCCGCGGAUCCGGCGCUAGCAGCUGGGGCUGCCGAGGAAGCCGAGUGCCCGCCGCCUCGCCAGGCGCAGCCCCCGCAGAAUGUCCUCGCUGCCCCGCGGCUUCGAGCCCCAAGCUCCCGAGGACUUGGGGCAGCGGAGUUUGGCGGAGCUGCGGGAGAUGUUGAAGCGCCAGGAGAGACUUUUGCGCAACGAAAAAUUCAUUUGCAAAUUGCCCGACAAAGGUAAAAAGAUAAUAGACUCUGUUGCCAAACUGAAAGCUGCCCUUGCAGAACGUGAAGAAGUUAGAGGGAAGAGUGAACUGUUUCAUCCUGUUAGUUUAGACCAUAAGCUAAGGCAAAAAGCAGUCGCAGGUGUGGACGUGGACACGGAUAAGGCCCAGAACUCUGACCAGAUCCUUGAUACUUCAUCACUAGUUCCUGGCUGUUCCUCUGUAGAUAACAUCAAGUCAUCUAGAACAACCUCACAACAACAGGGACUUGUAUAUCCUACUCACAGAGGUGAUGCAGAGGCUCCAGAGGUUGAGUACGCAGUGAACAACUGCCCAGCUUCCAGCAGCAGAGCCAGCGCGCCUUCCUCAUCCAAAGCUAGCGAGCGUCUCCCUCAGCAUCGUGUUUCAAGUCAAGCAGAAGAUCAUUCUAGCAGCUCUGACAGCCUGUUUAUUGAUAGGUUACAAAGGAUCACAAUUGCAGACCCAGGUGAACACCACUCUGAAGAAAACACAGGUAGUAACUUGACAGGCCUUCAUAGUGGAACUCAGAAGAAGCCUCCCAUGGAGGCGCUAGGAAUUCGACCCAAAAACCCAGUGCCCCCACCACAUAAAUUUAAAACCAAUGUAUUACCUUCACAACAAAAGGGUUCACCUAGUCAUUGCCAGAGAGGAGGGUCUCCUGUUUCCUCAGAAGAAAGGCGGCGCAGGGAUAAGCAGCAUCUGGAUGACAUCACAGCAGCUCGGCUUCUCCCACUUCAUCAUCUGCCUACGCAGCUGCUCUCCAUAGAAGAAUCUUUGGCACUGCAGAAACAGCAGCAACAGAGUUAUGAGGAGAUGCAAGCCAAGCUCGCAGCACAAAAAUUAGCUGAAAGACUGAAUAUUAAAAUACAGAGCUAUAACCCAGAAGGGGAGACUUCGAGGAAAUACCGAGAAGUGAGGGAUGAAGAUGAUGAUCAGUCCUCUGAUGAUGAAUUCUGAAGAUGGGCAUUGGGAUAAUCCCCUAAAUCUCUGCCUGUUGAGAUGUCAUCGUCAUACAUCAGACUUCUAAGUAUCGAGAUCAGUGUCAGACAUUGUUGAGGGAAAUAGUUUUAUAAAGUUACACAAAGGUAGCUAUAAAAAUAGCCCAGCUUGACCUUCAGAAGAUAACUUUCAUGUGUUUGAAAAGUUUAAUAUUUGAAUAUUGUGUUUAACCACACUGUAUUAAAGUUUUGCACUAUGUUGUGUGUUGGUCUGAUACUUUAGUAUAUAGAAGAGCGCAUUUUUUU
This is a messenger RNA of Ceratotherium simum simum (southern white rhinoceros), 1526 nucleotides long. It is a transcript of the gene POLR2M, whose product is annotated as RNA polymerase II subunit M. Gene Ontology annotation, biological process: intracellular signal transduction; maintenance of ER location; transcription elongation by RNA polymerase II. Lineage: Eukaryota; Metazoa; Chordata; Mammalia; Perissodactyla; Rhinocerotidae. The record is from RefSeq and is a predicted model, not a curated record. Gene Ontology annotation, molecular function: transcription elongation factor activity. Gene Ontology annotation, cellular component: I band; intracellular anatomical structure; nuclear envelope.